GGAGGUGAAGGAGACGGUGGCAGUCAAUGUUAUUUGAGCUGGGUCAUCAGGCCCCAGAGAUCCCCAAGUGCACGAUGCAGAAGACUGCCUACUAUGAGAACACGGGCCUUUUUGGGGGUUAUGGCUACAGCAAGGCUGCUGACACUUAUGGCUAUGGGUCCACUCAUCAGCCCUACCCACCCCCUGCUGCCCCUGCAGCCCUGGAUGCUGACUACACAGGUUCUGCUUGCUCCAUCCAGAGCUCAGCACCAAUCCGUGCCCCAGCCCACAAAAGUGGGGAGCUCAAUGGUAGCUGCAUGCGUCCAGGUGGUGGGAGUGGUCAGACUGGUGGAGGUGGUAGUCAACCCCCUGGCUUGAACACAGAUCAGCAGCCACCACCACCACCGCCUCCCCCACCACCCACACUGCCCCCAUCCUCACCUACAAAUCCUGGUGGUGCUACCCCAGGCAAGAAGGCCAAGGGUGGCCCCAAUGCCUCAGGCUCUUCCUCUGCUACUAUCAGCAAACAGAUCUUCCCCUGGAUGAAGGAAUCCCGGCAGAACUCCAAGCAGAAGAGCAAUUGUACCACUUCAGGUGAGAGCUGUGAGGACAAAAGUCCUCCCGGCCCGGCGUCCAAACGGGUUCGUACAGCUUACACAAGCGCGCAGCUGGUGGAGUUGGAGAAGGAAUUUCAUUUCAAUCGCUACCUGUGCCGCCCACGCCGGGUGGAGAUGGCCAACCUGCUCAACCUCACCGAGCGCCAGAUCAAGAUCUGGUUCCAGAACCGACGGAUGAAAUACAAGAAGGACCAGAAAGCCAAGGGCAUCAUGCACUCGCCUGUGGGUCAGUCUCCCGAGCGCAGCCCUCCGCUGAGCGGGGCUAACCACGUGGGCUACUCAGGCCAGCUCCCCCCAGUGCCGGGGCUGGGCUACGAUGCUCCCUCGCCCCCUUCCUUCGCCAAGUCCCAGCAGAACAUGUACGGCCUGGCAGCCUACACGGCGCCGCUCAGCAGUUGCCUCCCACAACAGAAGCGAUACCCAGGGCCGGAGUACGAGCACCACCCCAUGCAGAACAACGGGAGUUUUGCCAACGCCAACCUACAGGGCAGCCCGGUCUACGUCGGUGGGAACUUUGUCGACUCCAUGCCAGCCUCGGGUCCAGUCUUCAACCUGGGCCACCUCUCCCACCCCUCGUCGGCCAGCGUGGACUACAGCUGCGCCGCCCAGAUCCCGGGCAACCACCAUCAUGGACCGUGUGACCCCCACCCCACCUACACAGAUCUCACGUCUCACCAUACGUCUCAGGGAAGGAUUCAAGAAGCCCCCAAACUGACGCAUCUGUAGUGGGCCCCGGCCCUGUCGGAGGGCGCUGCAGCGGCGGACUCACGUUUGAAUUACCUCACUUUGGUUUGGGUUUGUUGUUUUUCUUUUUAAAACAUUUUUUUUGUUUGUGUGCCUGUUUUUCCCUUCUUCCUCCCCUCUCCACUCUCUUGACGUUCCCUGGUCCCUGUAACUCAAAGGGUCCACAGUCUAGUAGUGGAUGGGUCUCUCUUUCCCUAACCGCUCCUCCUUUGGGGUAACUCUCCAUAAAUCAACUAAAGGGAUCCUCUGUGAGCAUGACAGUGCAAUAUACUGCAAACCAAGGGACUAAUAAUCUGGUAAUGAUGUACUGGAAGGUAAGUCUUAGAUCAAUUAGAAUUAGCAGCGCGUCAUGCUGAGGGGUUGUAGACCAAGUGUGAGCGAUGGGAUCUUGCCUGCAUCGAAGCUUAUUUCAGAGACGUUAAUUUAUAUAAUUCCUCAGUAAUGUAAGGAUUGCAUAGUACUAAAUGAUAUGUAUUUAUUAUUUUAAGGCAGUCAUUUUGUAUCACGGAUUAUUUAUCCUCGUCUUAAUGUAUUUAUGUGUAUAUUUGUAGAGUUUAUUCAGCGUAUCUUCGGGAGAUCGAUUCAGGUCCGCGGUGGCUACGUUUCACCUAUUUAGUCUACUUGGUCUGAACCUAGUUGAGAGAGUAGUUUUGAACAGUUGUAACAGUGGCUGGUGUUUGUAGUUUAUGUGAGGAUUAAUUAAGACCGCAAAUUGUAAUUCAUUUAAUAGAGUGGCACAGAACCGUGGCUUUUCGCAAAGGCGGUUUUGCGUUGUCUGAACACACACAGCACACACCACACACGGUUUAUUAAUUUCAAGUUGUCUGGUACCAUUUGAACAAAUACUUAGAAUAAAAAAAAUACGUUUCUCA
Molecule: messenger RNA, 2212 nt
Organism: Phascolarctos cinereus (koala)
Lineage: Eukaryota; Metazoa; Chordata; Mammalia; Diprotodontia; Phascolarctidae
Gene: HOXD3
Product: homeobox D3
Biological process (GO): embryonic skeletal system morphogenesis; regulation of transcription by RNA polymerase II; anterior/posterior pattern specification
Cellular component (GO): nucleus
Molecular function (GO): RNA polymerase II cis-regulatory region sequence-specific DNA binding; DNA-binding transcription factor activity, RNA polymerase II-specific
Source: RefSeq, a predicted model, not a curated record